AUGUCAUCUUCGAUCGCUUCUUCUGUUUUGACCAUCCUCUGUCAAAAUCAAGGGGGGUUAAAGUUCAGGCAGCUUAAGCAAAUUCUCCAGCGAAAAACAUCAGUCGCAGAACAUGUCUUGUUAAGGGAACUCUUGGACGAAAGUCAAUUUCUCUUGGUUCAUGGUGAAGAUAACUCUGCUGAUCCCAAUAGGCUGGUAAUCGCUAAAACGGCUAUACGAGUUUGCCAAUCCCAGAAAUGUCUUGACUGUGACAAUUUUCUACAUUUGUGUAGAUAUUUUGUCUGUGGGAAUUGUCGAUUCGGGGACAAAUGCAAAAAUCCCCACAGCCUGGACUCCCAGACUAACAGGUCACUUCUGCGGAAGACAGGUCUGAGUGAUCUCAGUGUUGGGGAGUUGUGUUCCCUACUUCUACAGAACGACCCGUACCUGCUGCCAGAGAUCUGCGGUCAUUACAACAAGGGCAAUGGAGAACAUGGCUCCUGCAGAUUCAAGUCCACCUGCACCAGUCUGCACGUGUGCCAGCACUUCCUCUUGGGAGACUGCAAGUUUGGGGCCGAUUGUAAGAGAGCACACACGUUUGAUGCCAACAGCAUGAAGAUCCUGAGCGGCAGAGGCCUCAGUCCAGAGCACAUCCGCCACAUCCAGCUGAUCUACAAGAACCGGCUGCUCCUCAGUGGACAGAGGCCAGUCUCCAUGAAAACCAGCAUUACUAAACAAGUUACCAAAUCGUCCCCAAGACCAAAGCUCCCAUCUGUGCUACCUGCUGUAAAAGAGCGCUCACAACAUCCUUCAGGCACCUCCAUCAGUGAAGCAGACCACAAUGAAAUCUGCCUAUUCUUCAUCCACAGAGGAUGUAGCUUCAAAGAUAAGUGCAUUCGUGUCCACCACAAUCUUCCGUAUAAAUGGCAACUUUUGGACAGUGAUGGUGUGACAUGGAAAGACCUGCCUGAUCAGGAGGGACUCGAGAAGGCCUACUGCAACCCAGCCAGUGACAGCAGCCCAGGGGUCCGGCCCGUGGACUUCCUCACCAUGACCUGUGCAGGCUCACCUGUCCGGCGCCUGUCCACUGCGUCCUCCGUCACCAAGCCGCCCCACUUCAUCCUGACCACCGAGUGGCGCUGGUACUGGAAGGACGACCAGGGGGGCUGGAAUGAGUACGGAGUCAAGGCCUACGGGCCCGCUGUGUCCUCGGUGACUUCUAAAACACUGGAGAAGGCUUACCUCUGCAGCGGUGACAGUGAGGUGUCGUUUGAUGCAAAAGAACAACAGUACAUAAUCUACUUGAAAGAGAUGUAUCAGCAGAACCAAAAAUACAAAACCAAAAGGGAGGUCCGGAGGCGACCCUGUUCUCAAGAUGUGCAGAGCAAGCUGAAGAGUGAGGCAUCUGAGACGUCCAGCUCCUCCUCAGCAGAUGUGCCAGAUCACUGGGAUAAAACAGCUCAGCCCAACGGCUCCUACAAGCUUGUUCCUCUCUUAGAGUCCUCCGAUGAGUUCCAGAAGGUGGAGAAGUUGUUUAAACACACAAUGCCCAACAGCACUGUUAAGAGUAUCCGAAGGCUACAGAACAGACCACUUUGGAGAGUUUUUCAGUGGCAGAAGGAGACCAUGAUGGAGAGGAGUGGGGGCAAGGCCGUGGAGGAGCGCUUGCUGUUUCACGGCACAGACCCCUCUCUGCUGGAGGCCAUCUGCGACCAGAACUUUGACUGGAGGAUGUGUGGCGUCCACGGCACACUCUACGGCAAGGGAAGCUACUUUGCCAGAGAUGCUGCAUACUCACACAACUACUGUAAACCCACCAGUAGCAUCAAUACCAUGUUUGUGGCUCGGGUGUUGGUGGGAGAAUUCAGCCGAGGCAGCAGCAGUUACGUGCGCCCUCCGGCUAAAGGAACUGGCAAGCACCUCUACGACAGCUGUGUGGACAACAUCAGCAAUCCUGCUAUUUUUGUCAUCUUUGAGAAAUAUCAGAUUUACCCAGAGUUUGUAAUUGAGUACCAGAGCGAGGGGGUGGGUUUGGGGGCUCAACACACAAAUCCUUUUUUAAAAACCACAAAUCUUUUUCGACACUUACAAAUGCCCUCAUCUCGGGUUAAUUUUUUGUGAAGUAGUCUAGUCAUCGCACAGAUAUCAUGUGAGACCGCACAAUUUCAGCUCUCCAAUGAUGCAAGUCCUUAGACGCUGUAAUAAACGGUUUGCAAGGAAAAAAUA
Alosa sapidissima (American shad) is the source of this 2205-nucleotide messenger RNA. Its product is annotated as protein mono-ADP-ribosyltransferase PARP12-like. Gene Ontology annotation, molecular function: NAD+ poly-ADP-ribosyltransferase activity; metal ion binding. Bases 1 to 2100 code for a protein of 699 amino acids. The record is from RefSeq and is a predicted model, not a curated record. NCBI's taxonomy places the organism in Eukaryota, Metazoa, Chordata, Actinopteri, Clupeiformes, Clupeidae. The transcript has 11 exons.